Messenger RNA from Macrosiphum euphorbiae (potato aphid), 2538 nucleotides. The record is from the annotation of a GenBank genome assembly. NCBI's taxonomy places the organism in Eukaryota, Metazoa, Arthropoda, Insecta, Hemiptera, Aphididae.
AUGGAUGAUCAACUAGAUAUUAUGUUGGAAAAUACCAAUGAGGAAUUUAUUACCUUAUCGUAUGCUGAUCAUUCAUUGACCUCUCAAUCCGAACAAUUAUCUGAUGAGUGUGCGGACAUGAAUUUAGACCAGGAUAAUUGUCAAACUAUGAGUGACAUGGCUCCAUUAAACGAUUUGUUGUUGGGACAAACAUUUUUAAUAGAGACUAACGAACAACCAUUAUUUGUAGAUGGCGCAGAGUUAAUUACAUUCCAACAUAUUGACUCAAACGAACAAAUAAAUGAUGUCGAGACUAUUUCAAAUAAUAUUGAAUCUGAUAAAUCUCCUAUUGAAAAUAUUGAUUUUACUAUAAAUUCUGAUGAUCACUUCCAAGAAAUUUGUACAGAUUUUAAUAAAACCACUAAUGACAGUAAUAACUUGACAGAACAUUUACAAGUUAAGAUCAACACUGAUAUAACUAGUGGGAACUACAGUAAUUCAACUGCUAUUAAAAUUUUAGAUGAUGUCGCUAAAAGUCCUGUUGAUACUAAUGGCCAUUUUGUUUGUGAUUUAUGCUUACAUGAAUUUUACAACUGGAAACAUUAUAAGAAACAUAAACUAGAACAUUUAAAUGAUAAGCCGUUUAAAUGUUUGAAAUGUUUAAAAUCAUUUAAUUACAAUAAUAAUUAUUUACUUCACAUUGCUUCUCAUUCAACAAGUAAUUUAAAAUGUCCAAAAUGUAAAAAAGAAUUUAAACGCUAUGCUAGCUUUAAAGCACACCUGAAAAUUCAUAAAACUGAAGAAUUAAUUACAUGCAAUAUUUGUGACAAAAUAUUUGACAAUCAGUAUCGAUUGGACAUUCAUAAAGAAAAUUGCAUACAAGAAAAUUUACUGAAUUCUGGUGAAGAAACAUCUGUUGGUUGUAUUAAAACUUGUACAAUUUGUAAUAUGUCUUUUUCCACUGUAUCAGAAUAUAAAAUGCACAACAAAGAACAUAGAAAAUUUGAUUCAGUGUUGAGAAAAUAUCAUAAACUUGCUACAAAAUUUAAAAAAAUACAUAAAACAGCUAAUAAAAUUAAAAAAUUUAAAUGUGAUCGUUGUGAUUGGUCAUUUAAUAAGUCAAAUCUUUUACGCCGACAUAUGAGAACACAUACUGGCGAAAAACCAUUUGAAUGCACGGAUUGUUCAGUAUACUUUACUCAGCAAAACUCAUUAAAUAGACAUCUGAUGAAACAUAAAGGAAUACGACCAUUUAGAUGCGAAUUCUGUGAAAUGAGUUUUUGUCAAAAAGGUCAUUUAAUUAAUCAUAUGAAAAAAUGUCAUGCUGUUAAAAAAGAACCAACAAGAAUUCAUAAAUGCUCCAUGUGUUCGUGUGUUUACAACAGUAUCAAUGCUCUUAGUAGACAUUUAAAUAUUUUCCAUGGAGUGAAAACUAGAAAUGUAUACAAAAAGGUUCAAAAGAAAGAAACAAAGAGUGUAGAAACAGUUGAUGAAAAUAAACAUUCUAAUAAAGAUUCCUCAAAGCUAAAACAAUGGCUUGAAGAAGUAGCUUGUGAAUUGCAAAGUGAUGAUGAUAAUGUAGAGUUAAAGAAUUGCAAAGAACCAGUUACUACGCAAUGUGAAUUUGGAAUAAAUUUGAUUGAAAGUGAACACUAUGAUCACAUUUUAAGCCCGAUUUCUAAUAUAGCUAGUGAUCACACUGAAAUUGACAACUUGAGAUAUUCUCUUGCAGAUGGUAAUAGCUAUAUUAUUAUUGUGAAGAAGAAACAGGAGCAACCAUCAAUCAAAAAUGCUGUUGUUCAAAACCAAGAAAAGGAACUAGUAACAACUGUCACUGAAAAUGAAUCAAUAUCACUAAAUGUUGUAAAAGAAACUGCUAAAAAGGGAACGGAACCUAUAACAACUGUUACUGAAAAUGAAUCAAUACCAUUAAGUGUUGUAGAAGAAACCACUACCACUAAAAAGCUUCCUUCAAGAAAAAAAAAAUGUGGGAAUAAAAUGUCUAAAUUGGAUGCAAAAAAGACUUUACCAAGGAAAAAAAAUGUGAGUUCAUCAAAUUUGAAAAAGAAGAAUUGUAACAGUGAUAAAAUUAAGAGAAAUAUAAGUCAUCCAAGUAGUAAAGCUGAGCCAAAAGUUGUAUAUGUACCAAAUAUAGCUAUUAAUUCAGAAGAUAAAACCAUUAGUAUUACGGAAAAUCCAUUGCCAAAAGUGUGUCAAUUCUGUGAGAAAAUAUUUAAAAAGAAUGCCGAUCUUGAAAGACACGAAAGAACACACACUGGUGACAAACCGUAUAAAUGCGAAGAACAGGAUUGUAAUAAAGCAUUUGCCACUAAGAGUUCACUUGAAUAUCAUAAAAUCACCCAUUCAGGUCAAAUGAAACGAGCAGAGUGCCCCCAGUGUAAUGGAUUAUUUGCUACAACGACAACUUUGAAAGUUCACUUGCGACAACACACAGGUGAAAAACCAUUUAAGUGUCCUGUAUGCGGUGAUGCAUUUCGAACAACUGGACACUUACAAACACAUGUGAUAAUUCACGAACGAAAAAAGAAAAGCAAAUAA